GCGAACUUUCGUAUUCGGCGGAUUUACCAGGAUUCAAAUGUUCCGGGAUACUAUUUUUAUCCUUACAGUAUUGCUUUUUAAAUCAACACUUCAAUAUGAACAAAAAAUACAGAAUAAUGCACAAAAUAUUAUCAAAGAUUCAGAAACUAUUGUUAGUUCAGUUAAUGUCACUGAGUGUAUAGAAUUGAAAAAUGCUUAUUUGAACUUCAAUAAUGUAACAAUGAAUUCAAGUUCAGAAGAGGCACAAUUACCACCAUUGAAUAGAAUUACUGUUAUCUCACAAGAUGAUUUACAUCAAUUAUGUGCUCUAUUGGAAUUUCGUGGUUAUUUUCUUGUCACUUAUACAAAUAAUGAUACAAAAGAGACAAUUUGUUAUCGAAUUCCAAUUGAUUUAAAAGAGAAAUACUCUUCUUCCAAUGAUGAGAUUGUUGAUAUUUUAGAAAAAUCUUUUACCAACAACCACCACAAUAACAACAGUAAUGUUAAUUUCUUGAAUGGUCAUAACAAAUCAAAACCGCCAUCGAUGGAACCAGAUAAUGUGAUCAUAUUAACAACCAAUUCGACAUGUUGUAACAAUUUUCUACGAUGUUUUUCACUUUCAUUGAAUUCCAAUGACGGUAAUGAAUAUAAUCUGAUGACAAAUUGGACAAUUGAUUUCUUCUGGAAUCGUACACCGGAAAUGUAUGAAUUCGGUGAAGAAGGUUGGAGUAGUGUUGGUACACCGGUUGGUGCAUUGUCUGGUGUUUAUGAUUUGAUUGAUGUGAAAUUAAAGUAUCAUUUUGAUAAGAAAUUUGGAUUUAACUUUAUCACUAGUGAAGAUGAUAAUAAAGAUUAUAUUGUACAUAGUUUAGCAGAAAAACGUUUACAAGCAAGAGUUGGUGAUUAUUAUGAAUGUAUAUCAGAGAUACAAUUGAUUUUUGACACAGAGAAUGCAACAAUAGUACAUGGAAAUGAUGAAACGUCGCUGAAUUAUAACAAAUCAUCUAUUAUUAAUCAUUGGAAUAUUCUAAUGAGUUUACGAAGUGUCCGUUCACAAGCAUUUGCUGACGUGAAUGUACCAGAAUUUACUGGAGCUAGUGUUGUAUGCGCUGGUGAUGUUUCACAUGAUAUGAGUUUAUCUAUUGCAAUCGGUUUAUCAUUAUGCUGUUUAGUUAUAUGUGUACUAUUCGGUUUAGCUAUUAAUCAUUUAAGACAAAAAGAUGAAGUUUUUAAACCUGUCGAUACAAGAGGAGAAGAUGAUCCAAAGUCAUGAAACUACUCUAAUGAAAAUUACAAUAAAAAAACAAUGUUCUCUAAUCAUUAUUAUUAUUAUUAUUAUUAUUGCAUUUAUAAGUGGAAUAAUUGUUUUUAAUUUGCUCAUUAUAAAUUAUGCCAGUCAAUGAAAUGUGAUCAAUUAACUUUUAUUAUAUAUUUGGCAAGACAUUAAAUAAUCUAUGGCAUUUUAUUCUUUUACAUAUGUGAUUGUUUUCAUUCAAAUCUUUAAU
This is a messenger RNA of Schistosoma turkestanicum, 1484 nucleotides long. Lineage: Eukaryota; Metazoa; Platyhelminthes; Trematoda; Strigeidida; Schistosomatidae. The record is from the annotation of a GenBank genome assembly.